AUGGAGGCGCGCCUUCGCUCCAGUGACGCUAUCCGCGAAUUGCUUGCGGGCGGUAUCUCCGCGUUAGGGGCAUUUGGCCUAUCACAGGACUUCCUCAAUGCUGUCCUUCAUUCCGCCGCUGUCUACCGCCUCGGAUCACUCGCGCUCCCUGUUACAUUUCUCUGGAGCCUGAAUAUCAAGUUCUAUGUUUCCAUGUGCCUACUUUCUCCGCUCAUGGGCCAGUACGCCAUCAUAGAGCUAGCUCAUACAUUACGCAUUGAAGAUCAGCAGUACUGCAUAAUCCAGGCAGAAGUGUAG
This is a messenger RNA of Dichomitus squalens LYAD-421 SS1, 297 nucleotides long. RefSeq lists its product as uncharacterized. The coding region runs from base 1 to 297 and encodes 98 amino acids. NCBI's taxonomy places the organism in Eukaryota, Fungi, Basidiomycota, Agaricomycetes, Polyporales, Polyporaceae. The transcript has 2 exons. The record is from RefSeq and is a predicted model, not a curated record.